Molecule: messenger RNA, 648 nt
Organism: Synchytrium microbalum
Lineage: Eukaryota; Fungi; Chytridiomycota; Chytridiomycetes; Synchytriales; Synchytriaceae
Exons: 6
Coding region: 1-648 (215 amino acids)
Biological process (GO): centrosome localization; microtubule nucleation; vesicle transport along microtubule
Cellular component (GO): centrosome; kinetochore; kinesin complex
Molecular function (GO): microtubule binding
Source: RefSeq, a predicted model, not a curated record
AUGGACGAUAACCACUACGAAUCCUUGCAAUUAGAGUUUGAUGAAUUUCGAAAGGAGUCACAAGAGCUAGAGGCUGCCCUUGAAAAGGAGGUCGACGUGCUGACUGCUUCUAGGGAUUCUGUGAAGCGAGAUUUGGACGAUCUGAAGGCAAGGUUUCUCUCCUACCAGGCCGAAACAAACAAGACAAUAAGUACCCUCGAAACAGAAAUCGAAAUCCUACGAAAAAAGGAUGCCGAAUACAAGGUCCAAACGCGAGAUUUGGAAAUCCAGAACGCCGAAUUUCAACAAUCGUUACGAGUCAACGAGUCUUCUUCUUCAGACUGGGAAAGUCGCUACAACAAGAGUUUAGAGCGAAUAACACUGCUAGAACAUGAGGUUGAACUCAAGGGCAAACUUGUUGAAGACAAUCAGAGGCUUCAUGAUGAAGUUCGAGACCUACAAGAGGAAGUCGCUCGCCACCUGACACGUCCAACAACACCAUCAUUCACUCCUGGCACUACCGCAUCCUCUAUUCCAACACCCUCGAGCGCGAGAACCAACAGUAAACAGAUAUCAGGAAAGCUGACUGAUCUAGUGAAUAGAGCAAAGCAACUGGAGUCCCGUAUUGCUGAAGUACGAGAAAAUGUUGUGGCUCCCAUGCUCAAAUGA